Molecule: messenger RNA, 597 nt
Organism: Podospora pseudocomata
Lineage: Eukaryota; Fungi; Ascomycota; Sordariomycetes; Sordariales; Podosporaceae
Exons: 1
Coding region: 1-597 (198 amino acids)
Molecular function (GO): peptidyl-tRNA hydrolase activity
Source: RefSeq, a predicted model, not a curated record
AUGUCUGUUCGGCGCAUCCUCGUCGUCGGCCUCGGCAACCCCGGCGAAGCCUACCGCAACACCUACCACUCAGCCGGCAACAUCGUCCUCAACGCUCUACGAAACCAGAUGGCUGGUACGCAGCCUUCCUUCAAGGUAGCGCGGCAUGGAAAGAAGAGCACAGAAGCCUCCAUCGGGCCAAAAUAUUCGUUUCUGCAAAGUCCCUGUGUUAUGAAUGUGACUGGGACAUGGUUCGCAAGGGCUUACAGGGAGCACCUUAUUGACAAUGGGCUCAGUCCAGCUGAGUUGGGAGUUGUACUGGUGCAUGAUGACCUGGAGGAGGAGCUGGGUGUAGUGAAGAUUAGGGAUUGGGCGCGGAGUCAUAGGGGGCAUAACGGCAUCAAGAGCGUGAACGCCUCGUUAAAGGCUCAUCCAGAAGGGAAGUGGGCUAGGGUUUCGAUCGGUAUUGGGAGGCCGGUGGAGAGGGAGAGGGCGUCGGUUUCGGAUUAUGUGCUGAGCAAGAUCCCAAGGCAUGCUAGAGGGAUUCUGGAGGAGAAGGGAGGUUCUGGGCUGUUGGCUGCGUUGAUGGAUUUGGAGAGGAAAUGGGAGGCUUCAUGA